ACUCAAACCCCGUCCUUGCAACUCUUGCAACUCUCGCCGGUGUGAUCCGACAUCAGCCACCAUGAAACUAAUUCUCUCCACCUCGUAAGUGGCGACGACCACCGAUGUUCCCUGCUCUAUCCCUCCCUCGGGCCGUUCCCCGGCGAUCCUCCAUAAAAACCUCAAAACUCAAUCAGCGCACACACACAUACACGCAACACAAAACUAACACCCUACAGCAACCUGAUGCUAGGCGGACACCCAGUCAUUCGCCAACUGACCGAAAAGUCCAACGUCGAGCUGAUUAAUUCCCUCCGCGCCAACAUCCAGGCCGCACAGCAACAGCACGCCGAAGAAGAUCCCAAAACCCAGCAGCAACCGCGCUACUUAACCUGGACGAAACAACAAGACGACACGCUAUACAUUCCCUCCACAGACUUUGGAUAUGGACUGUCCGAGGAGCGCUCGGCCUACGACAUCACGGUCAAACUGUUCUACCUGCCGGGCAUCCCGGCGUCGCGGCGGUGCGCACACACGCGCGAGGCGAUCGACCUCGUCCUGAAAGAACUGCACGUCGACUCGAUAGAUCUGCUGAUUGUCUCGUUUCCCGGGAUUCUGUUCGACGCCGACGAUGACAGCGAGGUGGAGGACGAGGAAGGGGGCUCAUCGGAUACGGGCAGCGAAGAAGACGACUUCGACAGUCUGCUCCAGACAUGGCGGACGCUGGAGGGGCUGCACGAGCAAGGGAUGAUCGCGCAGCUGGGCGUGGCCGAGUUUGGCAGCGAGCGGCUGGCGCGGUUCCUGCCGCACACCAAGGUCAAGCCGUCCGUCGACCAGAUCAACCUUAAGGACUGCUGCGUCGUGCCCAAGUCGUUGAUUCUGUACGCCAAGCAGGAGCGGAUCCAGCUGCUGACGCAUAACGACUGCAAUGACAUCCUGCCGGUGGGCACAACACGCGAGCUGCUGGGGCCCGGCGCCCGGGGCGCGGGCAUUCUGGCUUCUGCGCCGGACGCGGACGACGGCAUCCAGGGCGACGUGGCGCCGCAGUGGGUGGUCAAGUAUACGGCGGUGGUGAAGGACCGCGGGGUGGUGGAGAAUAAGGGGUACUUUGCGUUGGCGGACGUGGGCAGCUGCGUCAAGCCUUGAUUUUGGUUGGGUGUUGCAUUCGAAAUUUCGCAUAGGAAGCGCGGCGUUAAUCUUUUUUGUAUUUAACGAUGAAUGAAGUAGAAGAAGCAGCAUAUAGUCAUGUCAUCUCACAUCCAUUUCC
Molecule: messenger RNA, 1246 nt
Organism: Aspergillus saccharolyticus JOP 1030-1
Lineage: Eukaryota; Fungi; Ascomycota; Eurotiomycetes; Eurotiales; Aspergillaceae
Product: putative gamma-cysteine synthetase regulatory subunit
Exons: 1
Coding region: 226-1125 (299 amino acids)
Biological process (GO): glutathione biosynthetic process
Cellular component (GO): glutamate-cysteine ligase complex
Molecular function (GO): enzyme regulator activity; glutamate-cysteine ligase catalytic subunit binding
Source: RefSeq, a predicted model, not a curated record